AUGAAGCCGUCUAAGCUCGUGCGGCCAGAGUUGGACGACAGCGAAAGUAAACGAAUUGAUCGCAAUCAAACGGAGAAGAAACGUCGUGGUAGAUUCAAUGGACUGAUCGACGAACUUGCUAUUUACUUGACAGACAGAUGCCACACGAAAAAAAGCACCGAGAAGAGUUCCAUUUUGAAACUUACCGGUGAAUAUUUUCUCGAGCAGGAAAAAUUAGCGGCUGAGAAAGCUGCGAAAGGAUGGCAAAAACGCGUGAAGCCUGCGUUCGUAGCGGACGAUGAAUUCAACUUUGUUUAUUUAGAGUCGAUGAACAUGGUAAUAAUUGCUCUCAACCAGACUGGACAAGUUGUUUAUGUUUCAGACAAUGCGCAAGCUUGUUUAGGACAUUUACCGCAGAGUAUACUUGACAGAAACGUGUUUGAAUUCAUCGGCACGCGAGAUGCGAUCAUUUUCCAGAGAAUACUGUCCAUACUCGCGACGACUAGACAGUCGCAACGUCUGGAGCCAUUUUGGUGCCAAUUUCGCCGCGGUUCGCACGAGUUUGAAACGAUCUACUGCGUUGGAACAAUUCUUAAAAAUUGUCCCAAGCCCCAGAGCAGCGUGGAUAUUGAUGUUUCCGAGUAUCUAGUGCUACUAGCGAAACCAUUAAGUGGCGUUCCCUCUGAAAAAGUUCUGUCGAAAGCGGAUGGUGCUCAAACAAAAUUCACGGCGACUUUGACCAUGCAAGGUAAAUAUGGUUACCUGGACAAACAUGUCGCCUCGGUUCUGGGAUUCUUUCCGUCUGAGUUAAUUGGCAAAUCUGUUUACGAAUACUGUCACACGGAAGACCUUGAAAAUUUGGUGGAAUAUCAUCGAUGGUUGCUUUCAAACGGAAAAAUCACGACUUGUUUUUAUCGACAUCGCACCAAGGGACAAUCAUGGAUCUGGCUUCAGUCCCGUUACGAUGUGUCUUACAGUGAGUGGGAUUCGAAACCACAGGCAGUAACCAGUCUAACAUGGGUGGUUUCGCAGAGUGAAGUUUGCGAGAAACAGGGAGAAAUUUUGGCACGCGAUAAACGGAAAUUCGCGUCGAUUGAAUUAAGUGUAAACGAGGGAAAUGCACGAAAAAAUAAUUCUCCGAAUAGCUCAUUAAUUCCCAAAAACAUUGAUGCGCAAAGUUGUCAAAGCGAAUUGAUGGAAAUCGAUGGUAAUAACUUGUCAGGAAAAUCAGGUUUGGAGAAAACGGCGAGGUGUCAAAGAGCUGGAUCACUAGAUUCUCAGAGUGACUGCAGUUCGCCAGUGUCUAACACAAAUGGUUCAGAAGACAAUCAACUAAUUGAUAUGCAAGAAAGCUUCCAGUUUCUAAGUAGCAUUAAUUUUCCCUCGGACUUGACAAUCGCGCAACACACCCUCCAUAAAUUCCUGGAAGAAAAGUAUGUACAGGUUAUCGAAACGAUCAACAAGCAAUCGAAAGAGCUUCUUACGAUUCAAAAGCAAAUAAGGAUUCAGGGUGAAUUGCGAGAUAUGCUUGAACGUCUCGAAAAGGAUAAAUCUGCAGAGAAAGUCGAGAACGAAUACAGAACGAUUCAAGAAAUGAUGUCAAAAUAUGGAGAAUUGCGGGAAGUUUGUAAUGGUUCGAGAGCUGAAAAAUUAACGGCAGAAAGUUCUGCCAUUUUAUCUGCGAGAUUAGUGGGGAUGGAGGUGAAAAGUUGCUCCAGUGAAGCCCAAGGUUCUACUGCUAAUUCAGAACAAAACCAUCAUGAGAUCGCCGAGAGACAACAGAGAAGUUAUUAUGAUCAAGAACGUUGGCUUCAAAGACAAGUUGACCAAGUUCAGUGGCAGAAACAGACGCCAGUUAUACAACAAAUGCUCUACUACGAAUCAACACGACGUACACCGCAGGACCAAGUGAUGUUGUACCGGCAACAGCUUCUAGCCGAACAAUUUCAAGAACAAAUGAAUAUACAACAACGCACACAACAACAACAGGAACAGUUUCAGGGGUACCAGCAACAACAAAAACAAGUACGAUUACAACAUUUACCACCACAACAAUUGCAGCAGCCACUUGCACAUCAUCAAAUGCAACGAAUACAACAACAGCAACAAAUGCUACGAUCGCAAACAAAUCCAUCGUCCAAUUCAAAUUGCACAAGUCCUCUGGACUCUAACUUUCCACAGGACAGACUUCCUGUUGCUAAUAGCUCACCACAUUCAAACAACACACAAGAAAACUCCCCUUUUAACAAUCACUUUGCUCAGUCUCCUUGUAGUAAUGACUCAUUGUAUGAUUAUCAGUGGUUUUAG
Molecule: messenger RNA, 2286 nt
Organism: Pocillopora verrucosa
Lineage: Eukaryota; Metazoa; Cnidaria; Anthozoa; Scleractinia; Pocilloporidae
Product: circadian locomoter output cycles protein kaput-like
Biological process (GO): circadian regulation of gene expression; regulation of transcription by RNA polymerase II
Cellular component (GO): CLOCK-BMAL transcription complex
Molecular function (GO): RNA polymerase II cis-regulatory region sequence-specific DNA binding; protein dimerization activity; DNA-binding transcription factor activity, RNA polymerase II-specific
Source: RefSeq, a predicted model, not a curated record